Messenger RNA from Camelina sativa (false flax), 944 nucleotides. RefSeq names its product universal stress protein PHOS32. The record is from RefSeq and is a predicted model, not a curated record. Lineage: Eukaryota; Viridiplantae; Streptophyta; Magnoliopsida; Brassicales; Brassicaceae.
CCAACUCCCCCAAAACCAAAAUAUAAAAAGACUCGCUAAAUCCGCCAAAGACCAUAAAGGAGACCUAAAAAUCGAAAACUCAACCGAACCCAUUAAUCGAAAUCUCGAUAUCUUUUAGAAAGUUUGAGUCUUUUUUUCUUGUUUGGUCGGAAAUGGAUGCUUUGCCGGACGAUGAAGAGUACACUUUCAGGGAAGUGGUGUUGCCGUCGUUGAUUCCUGUAGUGCCGGAACCUGAGUUGGAGAGAGAGAGCGGAGAGAGGAGAAGAGGAAGAGACGUAAUCGUAUCCGUUGAUCAUGGUCCCAAUAGCAAACACGCCUUUGACUGGGCUCUUGCUCAUUUCUGUCGUCUCGCCGAUACUCUUCACCUUGUUCACGUCGUCUCAAGUGUUAAGAACGAUGUUGUGUAUGAGACGAGCCAAGCGCUGCUGGAGAAACUCGCUCUUGAGGCUUUUCAAGUCGCCAUGGUGAAGUGUGUGGCUCGUGUCAUUGAAGGCGAUGCUGGUAAAGUAAUUUGCAAGGAAGCAGAGAGACUUAAGCCUGCGGCUGUGAUUUUGGGUACACGAGGCCGGAGCUUAGUAAGAAGCGUGUUACAAGGAAGCGUUAGCGAGUAUUGUUUCCACAAUUGCAAAUCCGCUCCCGUCAUUAUUGUUCCUGGGACAGAAGCUGGAGAUGAGUCGAUUGUAGACUGGAAACGAUCAGGGGAUCUAAAAGACUAAAACCAUAAAGAUGAUCGUACAAGUAUUUCCACCAAGACUGUUUUGUUUUCCAUCUUUCUUGCUAUUGUUGCAGUCUUUGGUUCAGUGUAUGUUGUUUUGGUUCUUCUGUGUGUGUGUUGCUUUGGCUUUUGUAGUUUCAAGUUUUGUGAAUUAAAACACUUGCUCAGGAAUGAGAUUUAUUGUAUGUAAUGGUGUGCGAUGUGUUUUUAGUAAACGAAGCUUCUUUAA